This is a messenger RNA of Vigna unguiculata (cowpea), 1035 nucleotides long. RefSeq lists its product as uncharacterized. The record is from RefSeq and is a predicted model, not a curated record. Gene Ontology annotation, molecular function: zinc ion binding; nucleic acid binding. NCBI's taxonomy places the organism in Eukaryota, Viridiplantae, Streptophyta, Magnoliopsida, Fabales, Fabaceae.
AUGGCUAACAGGAGGAGGAGGAACACCGCUGGAGCUGAUGACAUAGCUCAAGCGAUCCAUUGUAUGGUGGACGCGAUGCAGCCCAUAGCGGCGCCACCCAGAGCUGUAGUGGCACCUACCCGGCCAGUAUCUAUGGAGGAUUUCAUGAAACAUCGGCCGACCAAGUUCUCGGGCAAGGCCACUCCUGAUGAGGCAGAUGCCUGGAUGCGAGAAUGUGAGAAGAUCUGUAGGGUGUUGGGGUGCACGGAUGAGCAGAGGCUGUUGUUUGUCACAUUUCUCCUGGUGGCAGACGCAGAGUACUGGUGGCUGGGGAUGCAGCAGUUGAUGCAGACCCUUGAGGAGCAGGUGACAUGGACUGUCUUCAGGACGAGGUUCCUAGAGAAGUACUUUCCCGACAGUGAGAGGCACGAGCGAGAGGCAGAAUUCCUUACUCUUCAACAAGGGUCCAUGACUGUGGCGGCAUACAUUGAGAGGUUCGAAUAUCUGGCGCGUUUCUACACUCCAGCCAAGACUGUGGAGCAGUUGGAGACUGGGUCGAGUAUGGGAGGGAAACAACAGAGAACUACCCCAGAUGUCAGAUCACAGAAGAAACCUUACAACAGACCGCCGACUACCUGGGGGAGGCUACAUUGCUAUAACUGUGGCGGGGAGCACUUGAGGAGGGAUUGUACUAGACCUGCCAGCAGUACAGGUGGAGGCAAUGGCACUGGUAAGUUCUACGUAAGUCAGCAGACAGGGCACUUUGCACGUCAGUGUCCUAACAGGAGACCAGCUGGUGGUGCGCCAGCUAAGAGGCCAGUAGGAGAUCGACCCAGAGCACCGGGGCGUGUGUUCGCCUUGACGACCACGGAGGCGAAACAGUUAGGUAACCUUUUACAGUUUCUAUGUCUAUUGUGUGACCACGAGGUGGUGGUGGUGUUCGACUCGGGAGCCACUCAUUCGUUUGUGUCUAAUGAAUGUGUGAGGAGGCUCGGGCUCAUGAUGCGAGAGCUGGGAUGCGAGCUUUUAGUAGCGACUGGUAGCAUCUGCUGGUGA